AUGUCAGAAAAGACUAUGAAAGUAGAUCCAACUAUUUGUAUACAAUAAAAUGUAUUUAGUGAUACAAAAAAUCAUAAGGGAAAAUGCAUAUUUAACAGAAAUAGAUAAUAAACUAGAUUAUGAUGAAUUACAUAAUCCAUUAAAUGUUGAAGAAACUUAAUCUUAGUUAGUUGAUUCAAUCUUUGGAAGUUGCAAUGUUAAAUCUCAGAAAGGUAUUAUAUAUGAAUCUAUAAUGAUAGCAAGUAAAAUGAUUAGUUCAUCUGGAAAUGCUAAACCAUAAUCUAAUCAACCAUAUGGCUCAUUAUUUAGAAGUGGAAUUUCUAAUUACACAGUUUCAGAUGAAGAUGAAAUUUAAAACAAUUCACAAGAUAUCAAAAAUUCUUAAUAUGUGACUUCUUAGAUAGAAAAUGAUGAUGUCCAUUAUCUUAAACCUCCAGAAUUAACACACUUAAAUAAUCAAAUGUCUAUUGAAGACUUGAUUAAAAAAUGUUAAUAACUUGAAUUAAAUUUGGAAAUUGAAAGAAAGAAAAAUCAAGAACUAAAUGGUAAUAUUUUUUUAUUUUAUAUUUACAGAUAUAAUUCACAAUUAAAAUGAGAGAAUAUAGGAAUUGACAGAAAUAGAAAAAGCUGCUUAUGAAUAAAUGGAUGGAAGACUCAAAGAAAUUUCAGAAUUGUAGGCUAAAAAUAUCUUUUUAGAAGGAUAAUUAUAGUAGUUAAGGGAAAGUCAAGAAAAGGAACUAAGUAAAAUAUAAUUUAAUCUUAUUUAGAAUAAAGAAUAAAAGGAUUUAUGGAUUAAAAUAAUACUUCAUAAAUGAAUGCUAUGUUAUGUAUUCAAAUUUAAUAUCUAUUUAUUAGAAAUAAAAGAAAAAUAGAUUUAAUUAUUAUAAGGAUAAUUAAGUAGUCUUCGAGCUGCUACUUAAUAUAGAUCUUAAGGGAGCUAUCAUAGUACUUAAAGUCAUGAUAAUAAUUAAGACAGUAAAAUUAUUAAUCAUAUUAUCAACAACACAAAUAAUAAUUAGAUUAUAAUAAAAAAUGAAAUAUUUUAAAAAGGAAUAGCUUCAUUACUUUAAAAACCAAAAACAUAGACACCAAAAAAAUAAUCAUUUAUUAAUUAGGAUUCUUAAUCUACUCACAGAUCAAAGAAAGGGAUGAGUCAAAAUAAUUAAAAUUCAAAAGAUUCAAUUACAUAACCAACCUCAUGGUUAGAUCAUUUAUAAAAAAAGAAUGAUGAAAAACUUAAAAAAUUGUAGAAUCAACCUUCAGAAAAAGAAUUAUAAUAAACAAUAUUAAAUAAUUCAAUAAAUGAUAAUGUUCAUAAAUAUGUACAUGCUGAUUGUAUAAUAUUUAUUAAAUAUUAAUUAGUGAAAAUUACUAAAGUAAAUAGUCCUGCAUUCUAAAGAAAAACAACUUAUUAAAUAACAACAGAUAAUGACAAUUAAGAUCAAUAAGAUUUUGUAAAGUAAAAAAGCUUAUAGCAGAAAUGA
Paramecium primaurelia is the source of this 1484-nucleotide messenger RNA. The record is from the annotation of a GenBank genome assembly. Lineage: Eukaryota; Ciliophora; Oligohymenophorea; Peniculida; Parameciidae.